GACGCGGUGGCCGUUUUCAGGCAGGUUGUGGGGACCCCAGACGUCCGGGAGGCGAUGCAAUGUCCAAACCGAAGAAUCUAUGUUCGAAGAUUCAUGGUGCGCCAAAGGUGAAAGAGCGGGACCAGAAAGUAUGUAUCCGAUUCAAGUGCACAGUCCUGAAUACUCUUAUGGAUGUCCUCCGCCGCAGGCCUGGCUGGGUGGAAGUGAAGGAUGAGGGGGAAUGGGAUUUCUACUGGUGUGAUGUCAGCUGGCUUCGGGAAAACUUCGACCACACCUAUAUGGACGAACAUGUACGAAUCAGCCACUUCAGAAAUCAUUACGAGCUAACAAGGAAGAACUACAUGGUGAAGAACCUGAAACGCUUUCGGAAGCAGCUGGAAAGAGAGGUGGGCAAACUAGAAGCAGCUAAAUGUGACUUCUUCCCCAAGACCUUUGAACUGCCUUCUGAUUAUCAUCUCUUUGUGGAGGAGUUUCGAAAAACUCCCGGCAUCACUUGGAUCAUGAAACCGGUGGCCAGGUCCCAGGGCAAAGGCAUUUUCCUUUUCCGGAAGCUUAAAGACAUCAUGGACUGGAGAAAGGAUGUGGGCCGCUCCGAUGACCAGAAAGAUGACAUCCCGGUGGAGAACUAUGUAGCUCAACGGUACAUCGAGAAUCCUUAUUUGAUAGGAGGGCGAAAAUUCGACUUGCGAGUGUAUGUCCUGGUGAUGUCAAUGUGGAAUAAUUAUCUUCUUUGUUCUGGAUAUUCUCUGCCAGAUGUUCACCUCACCAAUGUUGCUGUACAGAAGACAUCCCCAGACUAUGACCCAGAGAAGGGCUGUAAAUGGAUGAUCCAGCGAUUUCGCCAGUACCUGACCUCUAAACAUGGCCCUGAGAUCGUGGAGACACUCUUCCGGGACAUGGACAACAUUUUCAUCAAAAGCCUGCAAAGCGUGCAGAAAGUCAUUAUCAGUGAUAAGCACUGCUUUGAGCUAUAUGGCUAUGACAUUCUCAUCGACCAGGACCUCAAGCCGUGGCUUCUUGAAGUCAAUGCCUCCCCAUCCCUUGCUGCCAGUAGCCAGGAAGACUAUCAACUCAAAACUUGCCUUCUAGAAGAUACACUACAUAUUGUGGAUAUGGAGGCCAGGCUCACAGGAAAGGAAAAGCGAGUUGGCGGCUUCGACCUCAUGUGGAAUGACGGACCCGUCAGCAGAGAGGAGGAGGGCAUUGACACAGCAGGGACUGGGAACUUUGUGGCUAACACCCACUUGGGCUGCAACAACGAUCGAAAGAAACAGCUGAGGCAGCUCUUCUGUUCAUUUCACAGCCAGAAGAAGGUUACCAGUUAAUCAUGGGCCAGGGGGAAAUUGAGCCUAAGCAGGUGCCCAGUGACCCCUCCCAGUUUUGGAGCUGUUCCUCCAGUUUCUCUCAGGCCUGCCAGCACUUCUGCUGGCUCAGCAUGUCACCGACCAUCAGCCAUUUGUUGGGCCUCCUGGACUCGCUGGCUCCAGGGUGCUCUGUGGGUGAAGCGUGCUCAGGAGCUGUGCCAACCUGGGAAGCUGGAUGCAUUUGUGACCUUGACAGGGGUUGGUCUGAAGUGGUUCUAUGCCUGGGUAAGGACCUGACCUACAGAGAGAAAUGUGGCAGCCUUGCAGCCCUAAAGAGAACUUUCUUAAUAAAAGCAAAGUCAUCA
Gracilinanus agilis (Agile Gracile Mouse Opossum) is the source of this 1669-nucleotide messenger RNA. It is a transcript of the gene TTLL9, whose product is annotated as tubulin tyrosine ligase like 9. Bases 60 to 1325 code for a protein of 421 amino acids. Gene Ontology annotation, cellular component: cilium. Lineage: Eukaryota; Metazoa; Chordata; Mammalia; Didelphimorphia; Didelphidae. The transcript has 14 exons. Gene Ontology annotation, biological process: microtubule cytoskeleton organization; protein polyglutamylation. Gene Ontology annotation, molecular function: tubulin-glutamic acid ligase activity; tubulin binding. The record is from RefSeq and is a predicted model, not a curated record.